Messenger RNA from Aspergillus terreus NIH2624, 3051 nucleotides. Its product is annotated as WD repeat protein. The record is from RefSeq and is a predicted model, not a curated record. Gene Ontology annotation, biological process: double-strand break repair via homologous recombination; protein deubiquitination. Gene Ontology annotation, molecular function: ubiquitin binding. The coding region runs from base 1 to 3051 and encodes 1016 amino acids. The transcript is spliced from 8 exons. Lineage: Eukaryota; Fungi; Ascomycota; Eurotiomycetes; Eurotiales; Aspergillaceae.
AUGGCCCGAAAACCAAGUCACCAGAGGGUCACAUACGUGCUUCCUCUGCCCGAUGCCCCGGGCGGACAUCGACUGGGUGUCAAUAGCCUUACCAUCGACCCGGAUAAUUCCAUCCUGUAUUCCGCUGGUCGUGAUGGCGUCGUCUGCUCGUGGGAUCUCAACCUGCCGUUGCCCAAGUCAUCUUCGUCCUCGUUAUUGGGCGCCUCGAGACCUGGUCCAACAACGUUCCGAAGUCAAGUCCAGGCUCACAGCCAUUGGAUCAACGACAUCGUCCUGACCCAGAACAAUAGCGCCCUGGUGUCCGCAUCGUCUGAUACAACUGUGAGACUAUGGAGGCCACAUUCUGAGUCAACAGAGGUCCCGGACCCUAUCGGAAAACACGCGGAUUACGUCAAAGCAUUAGCCACCCCGGGGAGCCAUGCGUCGUGGGUAGCGUCUGGCGGUCUGGAUCACAAGGUGUACCUUUGGGAUUUGAACGGCGGAGGAGAGGUCCUUAACAUCGAUGCUUGUGGUGAGGAUCGUACUGCGAAGGGGUCGGUGUAUGCUCUCGGAGCUGUGUCCUCUGUCAUCGCCAGUGGUGGUCCAGAGAGUGUCGUGAGAGUAUGGGACCCGAAAUCCGGAAAACUGAUCACCAAGUUUGUUGGACAUACGGACAACAUUCGGGAUAUCCUGGUCAAUCAGGAUGGGGACACCAUCAUGACUGCGUCUUCUGACCAGACGAUCAAGGUCUGGUCGUUGACUGCCGGUCGUUGCAUGCACACUUUAACAAUGCAUAAUGAUAGCGUCUGGUCACUGUACUCGAACCACCCGCGACUCUCCGUCUUCUACUCCAGCGACCGCUCCGGGCUCGUCGCAAAAACUGACACCCGAUAUUCCGCUGACAUCGAGCAAGGCAUCUGCGUUGCGGCGCUUCAGGAACACGAGGGCGUGGUCAACGUCGUGGCAGCUGGGGACCAUAUCUGGACUGCAACUCCGAAAUCUAGCAUCAAUCGUUGGCAUGACAUCGAUACCACCGCCGAGAUCGAGUCACCCUCGUCGAAAGAGCGCGAGACCACAUCUGGCACUCCUGAAAAGGAAUCAACAGCCGUUCCCCGAAGGAAGAAGAUCCCAUACGAGUCACUUUUACUUCUAUCCAGCACGUCUAUUUUGCCCAACUCGCGGAUUCCCAAGGCUGGUCCAUUGGCGAAUGGACGGCCACAAUCAUCACAGUCAGAUCUCGAUGACGAAAUGGGUCUCACAGAACCAGUUUAUUCCUUGCCUGAUGAGACUAUUGAAGGCCAGCAUGGAAUCAUCAAAUAUUUCUUCUUGAACGACAGGAAACGCACAUUGACUCAGGAUUCUGCGGGUGAAGUGGUCCUAUGGGAUCUUCUCAAGUGUGUCCCGAUCCAAUCUUUCGGUAAGAGACACAUGGACGAUGUCGCUUCUGAGAUCAACACUACAGAAAGCAUCGCCCAUUGGUGUACAGUUGAUAUCCGCACUGGCAGACUCUCGGUGAUCUUGGAACCGGGACGCUGUUUCGACGCUGAGGUUUACGCAGAUGAAGCUGAUCUGACAGACUAUUCGGAUAUCCGCGAGGAUCAGAGGAUCAAUCUGGGCAAGUGGGUCUUGCGUUGGCUAUUCGCUCCUUUAAUUGAUGAGCAGCUCAAACGUGACUCUGAACAUCGUGCAGCGGCCAUGGCUAAGGCAGAGGAACUGGCAAAGGCGAAUAUGUCAAGUACUGCCCCAGUUGAUAUACCGUUUUCGGACGCAUCAAGAAACCUGGCCACAUCUUUCGAUCCAUCUAUGUCGUCUCUGCGUCCAGGCUUCGAUACGCUCGGCAGCCCUACAACGCCAGGCUUCGGAAUAGGGUUCGCCAGUAGCCCAGGGUCUCUGGCCACUCCUUUGCCGCACCAGAGCAAUACUCUUGCCACCUCCCCUGGGGAAUUCUCUGAGUUUAACAUGUCACAACAUAAUGAUGUUGCCAGGAGCUCGAUGUCCGACAAGUCUAGCGACUAUUUCACGUCGCCAAGAACUCAGACUUUGCCCCCUCUGGACACUGACAAGACGUUACCCACGCCUGGGGAGACAACAGUCCAGUCUCCAGCUGAGCCUGAAAAGGAGGAGCGAAGGAAAGGAAGUCUAUUCGGGAAGAAGUUCCGUAUGGAUUUCCCGAAGAAGCUAGGAAGGACUUCAUCCGAGGUCAAACCGCAGAUUCAGGAGGGGAAGGUCGAAGAAUCGGAUAAAUCAUCGACCAAGGAAGAAAAGAUCUUUGAGAACAAUUUGAGCGGCUUUAUCGACCGCGUGCGCCACGAAUACGAGGAAGCCCUCUCGGCCAACCCAGGACAGGAGCUGGCUUCGGCCUUUUCGCCCAGUCCUGAGAGCGAGACACCAAGGUUGGCCAUUCCGCAUCGUACAGCAGUCUUCAUUCAGGAGGAGUCAGGUGACACCGCUGUAGCGUCCGAUCUCUUCCGCGGAAGUGUAGGUCGCAUCAGUGAGGAGAUUGACAAGCUGGAGAAGUCAAUUCCCCUCUGGCUUGCUGAGCUGUUGCUCAAGAAUCAAAUGCCGUUGAAAGAUCCUGUGAAGGUCGCCUUCACACUGAAGCCUUACGAUGACCUUCUGCCUCCUGUUGUGAAACCAGAAGAGAAUGACGCCAAUGGAAACGCGAAUAACAACCGCUUGAAUGCCAACCGUAUGUUGCGGGCAAAGAAGAUCCUCGCUUACGUUGCGGAACGCAUCGACCCGCCCAAUCCCGAUGAGCCAGAAGAUGGUGCGAUGAAGCCAGAAGAGUAUCUGGAGUUGUACUGCCAAAAGAUGCUGAUACCCCCGAACAUGACCCUUGCCACUAUUCGCGCGCACAUCUGGCGCUCGUCGGGAGACAUGGUCCUCUACUAUAAAGCCAAUGGGAAGAAAGAGAUCAAGAACACUACUUCUAACCAAGAACAUGAAGCCGGCUCCAAUCAACCCCCCGCGCCAGAGAAUACCACGAAUGGCACUGGCGGAAGCGCUCCGCCAGGAAGUACCCAUUCUCUUGCGGCAUCAGGAUCAGGAUCGGCUUCCAUUAACAACUCCUGA